Carya illinoinensis is the source of this 1626-nucleotide messenger RNA. Its product is annotated as histone acetyltransferase HAC1. The record is from RefSeq and is a predicted model, not a curated record. The transcript is spliced from 6 exons. NCBI's taxonomy places the organism in Eukaryota, Viridiplantae, Streptophyta, Magnoliopsida, Fagales, Juglandaceae. Bases 632 to 1204 code for a protein of 190 amino acids.
GAAAAACCCAGUUACCCCGCUACGGACCAAUAAUUCAGAGUCCAGACACUCUCUCUCCUCUCUCUUCCACACGGACUUUUCCUUUCCUUCGAUUCAACCCUUUUCCAUUGAUCCCUCUGCUUCUCCGAGCCGUGCGCACGUGCUCAAUUCCCUACUCAAUUCGCUCUCUCUUGCCUGACUUCCUUCGAUUUGUCUCUCGUACGUUUAUCUUGUCGGUGAACAGUCUCCGAUUGUCGCGAUUUUACCUCUGGAAGCUCACCGAACGAUUUCUCGCCUCCGAUCACCGCUGCUCCCCGGCCGUACGCUCGUCCCCAAAGUUUGUGUGGUGUGUGACUGUGGAGGAACGAGCAGGAGGUGGAAAGGUCGGGAGUUGACCGAGUUAUGUGGUGCUUGCUAGUUGGAUUAGGUAAAUGAGAUGAAUGUGCAGGCCCAUAUGUCGGGGGCGGGGCAGGUGCCCAAUCAGGCAGGGCUGCCUCAGCAGAAUGGGAGUGCGCUCGCUCAGCAAAUGCAUAAUCUGGGUGGCGGCGGGCUGCGUGCUUUGUUUACUGCAGAGACCGAGAUGGACAGGGCACGUGCAUACAUGCAAGAAAAGAUGAGGAGCAUGCGAAUAUGUGUCUAGACUUGUGGUUGAAUGGAUGAAAUUUGCUGCUUUAAUAUCUUAUCCCAGCUGCAGCAGCAGCAGCCACCUCUAAAUGAACAGGCAAGAAGGAAGUUCAAGGACAUAGUGAAACGUCUAGAGGAGGGUUUGUUGAGAUCAGCUCACACAAAGGAGGAUUACAUGAACAUUGACACUCUGGAGAGUCGUUUGCAUAAUUUGAUUAAACGCCAACAUUUGAGUAAUCAGAAUCAACAAUAUCCUCAGCUUGUUAAUUCUUCCUCUGCCAUUGGUACAAUGAUACCGACAUCUGGCAUGCCACACAGUGGGAACUCAACCAUGGUUGUUGCAUCUUCUGUUGAUACUUCCAUGAUUUCUUCUAGUGGAUGUAAUAGCAUAACACCUACAACUGUUAAUACUGGAAGCCUGUUGCCACCUGGUGCUGGUGGCAUACGUGACAAUUCAUUUAAUAGAGCUGAUGGUCCUUUGCCUAAUGGAUAUCAACAGUCUUCUGCCAGCUUUUCCCUCGGUUCUGGUGGGAAUGUCACCCAUGGGUGCCCAAACACAUCAUCAUCCGAGGAACCAUCCAUACCUUUUGGAGGUGUGUAAGUAUUUGUCUAGCCUAUUUCGACGUUGUAACUAACAUUAGCAUAUGUUUAAUGUAUACUUUGUCUGAUUUAAGUGGUCAUCCAGUCACAUGUGAUGAAAAUACUUGUGGCUGGGCAACAACUUUGCGAUUGGGCAUUCUUUUUAUUUUUUGUAAUGUGAAGUAACAUUAGUGAUGGGCAAACUUUUGUGAUUGACAUAAUUUUGUGAUGGGUUGACAUGUUAGGAUUCUUAGGAACCUUAGUGAUGUUAUGUAAAACCAAAUGUGCUGAAGAUUGGUGAUGAUAGUUUUGUGAUGUGGAAUGAUGUAGAAUUGGUUAUGUGCAGUUGGAUGUUUGUGGUGAAUUGUAUAACACCUACUGCAUGUUUAUGAUGAAUUGUGUUGCCAUGGAAUUGAAUAUGUGCUACGGCAUGUUUGUGAUAAA